ACGUUCAAACGAUAAUUUGGCACGUUCAAAUAUCAAAAUCACAAAAUAAGAAAGAGAGACAUAGUAAUUGCUUUCAAGGAUAAUCGGAUUCUAUUUAUUUUGUUGUGUUUUUUUUGUUUUGAAAGAUCGUGUGGCGGGUAAAUUGUGUUUUUGAACAUAUUACGAGUAAUAAACGCGCGCAGUGAUUGACUUUUAUCUUUCUUUCAAAGUGAAAGAGAGGCUUAAGUUACUUAGUUGGUGGAUAUUACUUAAUUUUCUUCAGUGAAUUAUAUAAAUAAAACUAUAAAAAAGAGGAUUAUUGGAUAUCGAUAAAAUGAGAAUACCGUCAGUUUUGUUCUUUUGUCUCCUUCCUUUUGCAACAAUAGCCGAAUAUGAUGAAUCUUCAACUAGAAAGAUCAAUCUUGAAGACAUCGAAGAUGAUCAUAUCAAAAACGAAAGACAAUCACAAUCAAUGCCCCCACCGCUCAGUAAGCAGCCGGCCAAAGGUCAGCCAGUUCAACUGUAUCCGCCUCUUUCCAACGAAGCUUAUCCAAUACCAAGUCUUUUCAACGUUCAUCACUAUUCAACAAGGGCACAUCACCAUUCUGCCCAUGUCCAACCACUAACCGAUCAACCGACUGCACCAGCACCAACUCCAUCAGAAGCCGGCUACCACCAUCAACAAUUACCAUCGGCUUACCGUGGUGAAGAAAUUGUCUAUAUACCCGCCGAAGGCCAACACCAGUCACCUCAUAAUCCGCAACAGUUGUAUGACGUCGGAGGUGUUGGGAGCGUCGAGCAGCAACAGCCGUCACCACAUUUCUAUUACAGUCACGAUUUGCCACCACACCAGCAUCCAACAGCCGGAAGCGGAAAUGCACACGAAAACGAAUAUCAGUUACAGUUUAUUCCGAUUGAACAACAUGGCGGGUCUGCUGAACAACAACAACAACAGCAACAUCAACAUCACCAUCAACUCCAACACUCUUACCAUGGUCCAUCACCAGUGAUCGUUCCGUCAACAGCUGCACCAGUAGAGCCUGUUUCAUACUCCCAUGACAUGACUUAUGAUGGAGUUCUUCAACCAGAAAUGCAUCCACAUCCAUCAUACAAUCAUCAACAUCAACAUGAACAACAACAACAACAGGAACCAGCGCAGUACCAAAUUAACAAUGGAAUUCGUGAGUCAAAUGCUCAGCAACACGUGUAUGGACUUCCUCCGGAUGUGCUCUUCCAGUCUCAAAAAGACAUUGAGUAUGCAAAGCCAGCGGAAAACUACGGACCACCACCAUUGGAGUACUUCAAGAAGGAGCCAUACUCCCAAAGAGAUUUUUCUCAAGAUAACACAGCUCCAAAAACAAGAACAACCCCAGAGUCAAGCUAUCAAGGGGAGACCAGUUAUUCUGAUCAAAUAAAAUCUAUCGACUAUCAGAGUGGUCCCUCACAUCAACUUGAUUCAAGUUCAUCGAAUUCACAAACGUCAUAUCGUCAAAAAGUCAAAGCACAUGAGUCCGCUUUAAGCUAUGGAUAUGACAAUCAGGUUGACCAACUUAGUAAAAGCACAACUGAACCAAAAACCUACUUUUCAAAGCAACAAACCGAUUUCAAAUACAACCAAGCAUCGUCGGCUGAAGAGAAUAAAAUUCCAGCCAUAAGCGAUGGCUACCAAGAUUUUCCAGCACCAUCAGCCCCCUCCGAAACCCAAACGUAUUAUUUGAACCAUCUCAAGGCAAUCAAGGCCGUUCAUCAUGCCGAAAGCGUGAGCAAGCCUGCCAUUAUCUAUGGCCCUCCGGACACAAUUGGCAAGGAACCUCAGAUUGAAUAUGGCGCACCCGAUGCUCCAUUCCGUCGACCAGUAGCCCAAUCGAACCAAGACGUCUAUGCCCCUCGACGACCUUCAUCUGCAGGUCGAUCUUAUGGAAAGUCUUUUGCUGUCAGCUUCCCCUAUCCUCCAUCGUUUGUCAGCUUCACUACAGAAAAGUCUUCUGCUGUUGCUACUGGGAAGUCAUUAAAGGAUUUCGAUUCUUCAGCAAAUAAUGACGUUAACCCAUGGCGACCAAUUGUGAGCCCUUUACCGAAAACCCAAUACCGUUCAUUUGGACAAAUAUCAGAAUCCACUGAUAGUCAUCAACCUAUUCCCGACUUCUUCCACACUCGCAGAGCUAAAAGUCUUCUUGAUUCAUAUAUUCCAAGCUGGUUGGUAGCCCGAAUGCAAGAACAACAUGCACGUCAAGGUCUAGAAAGUCCGUCUACUCAAGCCGAAGACGCCUACAACACAAUUUCAUAUUCUUCACAGGAAAAUGUCAAUGGUAAUCAUUUUAAGCGAUCUAUCCCAAAGAAAAAGGAUCAUCAAAAGAAGAAAGUUCAAGCUUCGAAUGAAGAAAUGACUGCCAUGGAAUAAGCAGCAGAGAUUUAUGUUUACAAUCCUCUUGAGGAUUAACUUUUGGUGUCUGACAAGUUCAAUUUUUAAGACUAAGCUUUUGAUUAUAUUUUAUACAAAAAUGUUUAAUAUUUAUUAUUUUUUUCCUACACCAGUGCUAGAGAUAACAUUGAUUUUUCAUUUUUUAUUUUAAUGUUUUGAUAUUUUUUAA
This is a messenger RNA of Eupeodes corollae, 2570 nucleotides long. Its product is annotated as RNA-binding protein 33. The transcript has 4 exons. Bases 314 to 2380 code for a protein of 688 amino acids. Lineage: Eukaryota; Metazoa; Arthropoda; Insecta; Diptera; Syrphidae. The record is from RefSeq and is a predicted model, not a curated record.